Juglans microcarpa x Juglans regia is the source of this 631-nucleotide messenger RNA. RefSeq names its product mini zinc finger protein 1-like. The transcript has a single exon. Bases 262 to 543 code for a protein of 93 amino acids. Lineage: Eukaryota; Viridiplantae; Streptophyta; Magnoliopsida; Fagales; Juglandaceae. Gene Ontology annotation, cellular component: nucleus. Gene Ontology annotation, biological process: regulation of developmental process; regulation of DNA-templated transcription. Gene Ontology annotation, molecular function: transcription cis-regulatory region binding; DNA-binding transcription factor activity. The record is from RefSeq and is a predicted model, not a curated record.
UCACUUCUUAAUAACUAAGUAAAGGGAAAAAAAUAUUGUCAAUUGGAACAUUUGAGCGGUACAACUUGAGAUGCAAAAUACCUUUUUCCAUAUAAAUACAUAUAUGUGCUAGCUAGGGUUAGGGUUAGGCACCAAAAAAGCUAAACCUUUAAUUCUAGUACUUGCUCACUUUCUUUUGAUGAAUAAAGUAGUCAGAAAUUUAGGGCAUCUGAGAUAUCGAGGAAUUGUACGUGGGUCGUUUCUGAAUUAGUGUUUUGAAGGAUGCAGAAACUUCGAGUGGUAGUGAAGAGAGAUUGCUCCAGCAGAAGCUCUAAUAGUACUACCUCAUCUUCGGUCGUUAGAACUGUACGGUACGUAGAGUGCCAAAAGAAUCAUGCGGCAAAUAUAGGAGGAUAUGCGGUGGAUGGAUGCCGGGAGUUCAUGGCGAACGGCAUGGAGGGAACAAAUGGUGUGUUAACAUGUGCCGCUUGUGGCUGUCAUCGGAGUUUCCACCGAAGGGAAGUGGAAACCGAGGUAGUUUGUGAGUAUUCUCCACCUAAUUGAUCCGUUCGUUAGAAACGGAAUGAUUCUUUUCAUCGUUGUAAACUUUCCCCAAUUAAUUGAUAUAUAUAAGCCCUCUUUCAAAUAGAAA